AUGGACAACAUGAAAAAAGUUAGUAACAGCUCUUGCAAUGAUGGAGUUCUACUUAGAAUGGGCCUCAAUGAUAACAAAGCUGGAAUGCAAGGUUUGGAUAAAGAGAAAAUUAAUAAAAUCAUCAUGGACGCUACCAAGGGUUCUAGAUUUUAUGAAAAUGAGCUUAAAAAAGAUAAACAAGUUAACCAACGAAUUGAAAAAAUGAUGCAACUAAAAGAGAAAAUUACAACACAACAGCUCUUGAAAGCACAGCUGCAGGUGGACAAACUUGUGAUAGAACUGGAACAGAACCGUAACCUUAGCAGUACAAUUGUACACAUUGACAUGGAUGCCUUCUAUGCAGCUGUGGAAAUGAGAGACAAUCCAGAGCUGAAAGAAAAGCCUAUAGCAGUGGGAUCAAUGAGUAUGUUGUCCACCUCAAAUUACCAUGCUAGGAGAUUUGGUGUACGUGCAGCCAUGCCUGGAUUUAUUGCAAAAAAGCUAUGUCCACAUCUAACUAUAGUACCAUUAAACUUUGAAAAAUACGGCAAAGUGAGUAAAGAGGUUCGAGAAAUACUGAUCGAAUAUGAUCCCAAUUUUAUGCCUAUGGGCCUAGAUGAAGCCUACCUGAACAUAACAGAGCACUUGGAGGAAAGACUGAACUGGCCUGAGGAUAAGAGAAGAUUCUUUUUUAACACACAAAGUGCUACAGAAAAAGAUAAAGAUGAUAUAAAUAUGUCUGCCAAAUUUAAUGAAGGUGGUUACUCUUCUUCACCGGUACUGUUUGAAGACAACACAGCUCUGAUGGAUGACCACUCCAAACAAGGAGAUAAAUCAGUGGAAAAUUCUGUUGUCUUUGGAACUUCUGCAGAGGAAGUUGUGAAGGAAAUUCGCUUUAGGAUUGAGCAGAAAACUCAACUGACUGCUAGUGCAGGAAUAGCACCAAAUACGAUGUUAGCAAAAAUGUGCAGUGAUUGUAAUAAACCUAAUGGGCAAUGCAGAAUUGCUCCCGAGAGACAAACGGUGCUAGACUUCCUAAAAGAUUUGCCCAUUAGAAAGGUGCCCGGUAUAGGAAAAGUAACAGAGAAGAUGUUAAAAGCCCUUGGAAUUGUGACUUGCUCAGAACUUUACCAGCAGAGGGCACUGCUUUCUCUUCUUUUUUCAGAAGCAUCUUGGCGUAAUUUCUUGGAUAUUUCCCUUGGUUUGGGUUCAACACAUCUGGAAAAGGAUGGAGAAAGAAAAAGUAUGAGCACUGAAAGAACAUUCAGUGAGAUAAACACAGCGGAAGACCAGUACAGCUUGUGUCGAGAACUCUGCAGAGACCUUGCUCAAGACCUACAGAAAGAAGGACUUAAGGGUAAAACUGUUACCUUGAAGCUAAAGAAUGUGAACUUUGAAGUAAAAACAAGAGCUUCAACUGUGCUGUCUUCUGUUUCUGCUGAGGAGGAAAUAUUUGCUGUUGCUAAAGAACUAUUAGGAACGGAAAUUGAUAGUGUUGCUCCUCACCCUUUACGGAUAAGACUUAUGGGCAUACGAGUAUCAGGAUUUCUAAGUGAAGAAGAGAAGAAGUACCAACAAAAAAGCAUUACAAGUUUCUUAAAAUCAGGAAAAGAAACUGGUUUUCUUAGGCUUCAGCCAGGGAAGUCCAACCAAGAAUAUUUCACAAAACAUUCAGAAGAAUCUCCCAGAGGGAGUUUUUUUGAUAAAAAGCGAGCUGCAAGGCAACUAAACAGUGAGAAUCUUUCUCCAAGUGACACUGUAGAUAAGCAGCUCUUUCAUGAUAGGAAAUCAUCAGCAAAUUUUGUGGAAGAAUCAAAGAAAGUCACAGACUUACAGAUUUCUAAUGUGUGUGAGAUCUUCACCUGCCCUGUUUGCUUUGAGGGGCAAAGCAGCAAUAAUUUGGAAGACCUUAAUAGACAUAUUGAUGAGUGCCUCAAUGGGACUUUUGUUAAAGAUAGCGUGCAAAUAUCCAAGAAUGACAAUUCAAUAGAAAAUACACUCAACUUUCUUCCACGAUUUAAAAAUGAAAAUGUUGAAUGUCAAAAAAAGAAAACAGAUCACUUAGCAGGAACAGACCAGUCUGCAAGUACAUCUGACAACUCCACUAGUAAUAGCACAGAAAAAAUUACUCAGAUAAUAUCUGAUAAACGUCACAGAGAAAGACAGCCUAGCAAUCUCAGUGAUAUUGCUAGAAACCUCUGUAUGAAACAAUGCCUCUUCUCCAAAAGAAUUUCCCAAGACAAUAACCAUUUUGAAAAGACUGAACAUACAGAAGCAACUCGUUCAUCCUGUUUCUUUGAAGACAAAGAAGACAGUGUUCUUGUUUGUCCAGUUUGUAAUUCAGAACAGAAAACCACUAGUCUUGUGUCAUUUAACAGACAUGUGGAUGUCUGUUUAAAUAAAGGCCUCAUCCAGGAGCUGACAGAAAAAAAAGAUUUUCCGACUAAGACCUGUAAUGUGGAAAACUCAAACAGAGCUGGUUUAAGCAGCAGACAGCAAUGCACAAAUCCAUCCCAAGGAACAAAAAGGUCUGGACUAACAACUUCACAGUCCAUAUCAAAAAAGGCCAAGUCAAGCAAUUCCAAGCAUACAAUUGAAAUGUUUUUUAAAUGA
Molecule: messenger RNA, 2592 nt
Organism: Leptosomus discolor (cuckoo roller)
Lineage: Eukaryota; Metazoa; Chordata; Aves; Leptosomiformes; Leptosomidae
Gene: POLK
Product: DNA polymerase kappa
Biological process (GO): error-prone translesion synthesis
Cellular component (GO): nucleus
Molecular function (GO): DNA-directed DNA polymerase activity; damaged DNA binding
Source: RefSeq, a predicted model, not a curated record